CCCUCCCCUUGUUAGUUAGCAAGCGCAGAAAAAUCUGUAUCAAGCUGAUCGGUCAAACUCAUGGCUGCAUUUCGCGCGGAAAAUAUUGUCGCCGUUCCCCUGGCGUGUCCUAAUCCUACUACAACUACAAUAUGCCCCGGGUUAUAAAAGGACAGGCCUUGCCGUGCCAAACAAUGAGUUGUUCGCUACAAGCUCUCCCCUGGUACCUGGAACGAGCUUUUGACAUUUCAUUGAGCAUUAUUACCGAUCAAAAUUCCUUGGAACACUUUGCCUCCACCAAUACCGCACCAUCCCAGUCCCCAUGUCCAAGCAGAAAGUCGAGUUCAAGACCCUUGAUGGGCUUACUCUGAGGGGAGAUCUCUUCCCCGCUGACACCCGUGGGCCAGCCAUCAUUCUCACCCCAGGCUUUCACCUCGUCAAGGAAAUCCUGAUCAGCGAUGUCGCCCAAGAGUUCCAGCGCAACGGCGUUACCGCACUGGCUUACGACCCUCGCAACUACGGUGAUAGCGACGGCGAACCACGCAAUCAUGUCGACUCGAUCCGAAACGUCACCGACUAUAGCGAUGCAUUAACAUUCCUUAAAGGUCUCCCCAUGGUGGAUCCCAGUAGAAUCGCCUUCUGGGGAGCGUCCUGGAGCGGUGCUGUCAGUCUAGGUGCCGCAUCCCUCGACCAGCGUGCCAAGCUCGUCAUCUCCGUGUGCCCGAUGGUCCAGGAUAUCAACCCCUCUCCAGCCGCCAUGAAGAUGCUGAAAAAUGCUAUGAAGGACCGGGAGUCGACCGUGAGAGGCAACCCUCCCUACUAUGUGCCCGUAAUUAACGAGGAGGGUAAAAACCCUGUUGGGUUCGGCCCUGCCUACUCGAGGGAGGACUUCGAACUGUCACAGCGCGCCCGCAAUUCCGUGGCACCAAACCUGAGCCCCGACAUGACCCUACAGUCAUACUUCCAGCUGGUGCAGUAUGACCCGGUGUCCACCUUGCGGUUCCUCAGUCCGAACACUGCGGCAAUGCUAUUGAUUCCCGAGCUGGACGAGAUUUCGCCCGCCCACCUGCAGAUGCAGAUUUACGAUAACGUACCGGGGCCAAAGAGAUUGUUCUGGGCCCCGGGCCAGCCCCAUCGUGGUGUGGUGACAGGUGACUACGCGGAGGAGGGUCUGAAGAAGCAGAUUGAGUAUUUAUGGGAGGUCUUUGGGCCGAAACCCUAAUUGGUCAGGUGGCAGGGUGGGUGGUGUAGUGGUAACCACUUUGUAUGACAUUCCUAUGGGCAUCUGAUAAGUGGUUCGUCUAAUCCAUGUCUAUACAGACUAUGGUUAGCUCGACUCCCGCAGCUACUAAGAGAAUAUCUAAAAGAAAGAGCCUAAUAACUAGGCAAUCGCCUAGAGGCGGGGAUGAAAAUGUAUUCAACAUAUAUUCAACG
This is a messenger RNA of Aspergillus eucalypticola CBS 122712, 1413 nucleotides long. RefSeq names its product alpha/beta hydrolase. Lineage: Eukaryota; Fungi; Ascomycota; Eurotiomycetes; Eurotiales; Aspergillaceae. The transcript has 2 exons. The record is from RefSeq and is a predicted model, not a curated record. The coding region runs from base 302 to 1201 and encodes 299 amino acids.